Molecule: messenger RNA, 705 nt
Organism: Chironomus riparius
Lineage: Eukaryota; Metazoa; Arthropoda; Insecta; Diptera; Chironomidae
Source: the annotation of a GenBank genome assembly
AUGAAGUCGUUCAGUUUAAUUUUUGUAGGAAUUGUGAUACUAAAUAUCAGUUUGGCUUUCGCUCAACCACCACAGUUCUCAAAUCCAAUGGAAAGAAUGAACAAUCCACAAAAUGAUCAUCCAAUGAAUAAUCCACAAAAUGAUCAUGCAAUGAAUCCAAUGAAUAGAUUCAAUAUGAAUCAACAAUCUGAAGUUCAACAAUUCGGUGGAAAUAACGCUAAUCAGCAAGCGAAAGUUCAACAAUAUGGAGGCAAUAAUGCAAAUCAGCAGAAUCAAGUCCAACAAUACAGACCAUCAAAUCCUUUCCCAUACUAUGGUAGAAGAUCCAAUUUUAAUUCACAGUCUGAAGUUCAGCAAUAUGGAAAUGGAAAUGCUAAUCAACAAACUAAAGUUCAACAAGUUGCAGGACAUAGAAGAUCUAAUGUUAAUCAACAGACAAAAGUGCAACAAUUAGGAGGAAAUAAUGCUAAUCAACAAUCACAAGUUCAGCAGGUUCAAGGAAGAAGAAACAAUGUAAAUAGUCAAUCCUAUAUUAUGCAGUAUGGCACAGGCAAUGCAAAUUCUCAAGGAAGUGUUCAACAAACUAAUCAAGGCAGAAGAUUUUUUGGAAUGCCAAAUCCAUUCGGGUCACAAAAUGAAGGCGCUCCACAAGUCCAAGGUCCUUUAGGUCAGCAACAAGGUAAUCAACGUCAACAUUUCCAAUAA